UAAUUAUAGAUUAUUUUUUUAAUAUAUAUUUAUAUAUGCUUGUAUAUCAUAAUUUUCUAAAUAUGUCCUAAUAAUGGAUGUCAACGAAGAAGAACUUCAUUGGAUAGAUGAGAUAUGUGCAUGUAAUGGUUUGCAAAGCGAAAAAUCAAGUCUCAAUAGUAUUGAACAUAUAGAGCUAUUUUUGAGUAGUAUUCAUAUAAUUCCAUCUAUGAAGUGUUUUAUAAAUUUAACUUUGUUGAAAUUUGUUGGAUGUAACAUUUCGAGGAUUGCAAAUUUGUGUCAACUUGUCAAUCUCAAAGAACUGUGGAUAUGCGAAGGAAAUCUAAAAAGGAUUGAAGCACUUGACAGUAAUAUUGCAAUUGAAAAGCUCUAUUUAUAUAGUAAUCAAAUUGAAAAAAUAGAAAACUUGUCUCUACUUGUCAAACUUAAAACCUUGUGGUUGAAUAAGAACAAGAUCAGCAUUAUUGAGAAUUUGUCUGAUUUGGUAGAACUUCAAAAUCUUAACCUAAGUGAUAAUAAUAUCUCUAAAAUAGGGAAGUCAUUGAGCUGUAAUGCAGAAUUGGAGGAAUUAAACUUAUCAGGAAACUUGAUUUUUUCUUUAAAAGACAUUACAAUUUUGGCUUGCUUACCUAAACUUGUCUCUUUAAGUUUAAAUGACCCAUUGUCAUCAACUAAUCCUGUUGGAUUACUGGCUAAUUAUACAACUUUUAUUCUUUAUCACUUGCCGCAUAUUAAACAUCUUGAUUCAUUUGAUGUGUCUCAAGGAUUAAAAAAUGCUGCUGAGAUAACAGUUAUGAAAAAGAAGACUUUUUAUAGGGUGCAAAUCAAAAAAGUGAAUAGAAUGUUUUAUCAUGUCAAAUCUAUUCUAAGAGAAGAACUAUGCAAAAUGCAAGAGAGUUCUGACAUAAAUAUCCGAAAGAUUUGCUACUCAAUCAAAGAGCUUGAGAGAGAGUUUUGGCAGUCAGAAAAGAAGAAAAAUUCACACAAAAUUGAUACAUCAGAUACAAUCCAGAAAAAUGAAACUUGGUUAAAUAAAAUUUCAAAAAGUUUUGAGGAGUUUCAAAAAAUGGUCACUGAAAAAUUAAAUUUGUUAACCAACAGAGUUGAAUAUUGGGAAACAGUUCAUCAGAAACUUCAUUUGAUAUACAAAGAUAUUGUAAAACAGUUGACAUACUGGAAGGAACAAUCAGUAAUUUUUCUUCGAAUUGAGUUCAUGUCUGGCGGGAACAUAAGAUUUGAGGAAGGAACAAAUAAUGAUUUUUGGUAUCAGCCUUGCCAUGAUCUUGUUCAAUCUCGAUUUUUUGCUCAAGAAUUUAAGGACUCAUGGAGUAUUGUGAAUUUGAAAAUUCAAAAAAUAUUUUGUGUUCAGAAUCGUAUUUUAAAGCUACGAUUUGAUAAAAAGGCAGAAGUAAUUUUAGGAACUGAAGAAUAUAAUGAAAGCUCCAGCAGUCAAAGACACGAAUUUAUGGAUUAUUUAUUCCUAAUAUCAGAAUCUUGUGCUGAAUUUUGUUUAGAAAAAAUCCUUGAGGAUGGUUUAAGUAAUGAGAAUGCAAAUAUGGCAGUUAAGUUAACAAACAGUGUAUAUAUUGCUGACAAAGCUCGCAUCAAGAAUGUUUAUAAAAGCGUUCCUGAUUGUAAUAUUCAAAACUGUUGUACCAGUAGGUUUGGAAAGUUGUUUAUAUGCAAAGUUCUUAUUGGACCAAGUGCUGCUUACACAAAGGAUAAAGAAAUUAACCAAACAUCAUAUCCUGGAAUAAAUUCUGUUUACAAAAGCAAGCAGCAUACAGCAUCUGAAUGUAAAAGUCAACAAAAUGUUAGGAAAAACAAUUUAUGUGAUUGCACAACAAGACAGUGUUCAUGGUUUGUGUUUGAUCCGAGUUUGGUUCUUAUUGAAUAUAUUGUGAAUUUUGAAUAUGAAACAAAUUCUACUUAUCCUUUGAUGGAUAUGUUUUCAAAUAUUUUACCAUGCAUGGAUGUUAAUCCCUUAUAUCAAAAAGUAAGUUUAAAUGAUAUAUAUGCUAAAGAGUUUGCUAAAGAUCGAGAAAUAAUAAAUAUGGAUCCUGUAGUAAAAUCAAGACCAAGGUUAACAUUUUUAACAGAAGAACUUCUUCUGCAUCAGUCAGGGCAAACAAAUCUUUCAAAAAUAACUGUGUUAAACUUACAUGAUUGUGGUUUAUCACGUGUCAAAUUGCUAUCAUCUUUGCAGUUCUUAAAAAGGCUUGUGCUGAGUUUCAAUGAGCUGACAUCAAUAAAUGAACUAAAUGGAAUGAACAGUUUAGAGUACCUUGAUGUUAGUUUUAAUCAAAUAGAAAGCUUUGAAGGUCUCAAGAUUAUGCCAAAUAUAUCUCAUUUGGACAUUACAUGGAACUAUUUUUGCCAUACGCGAAAUGAAGUGACGCUAUUGAAGAAUUAUUUUCCACUAUUAAAAGUUUUAAAUAUUUCUCACAAUCCUUGGAUGAAUAGCAGCACUGUACGACUUCGUUGUAUCAGUCGUAUACGAACUCUUACAGUUAUUGAUAAAAAACCAGUGACAGAGGAAGAACUGCAAACAGCUUUGCAUUUAGUUUCUUCUUCACGCAUUACAUCAGUUGCUAUACUGAACAAUUCAUGCACUGAUAUUAAAGAAAUUCUCUCCUUACGUUUGGAAAAUACUGUAGAUGCUUUAAUUUUGCUCAGUGAAAAGAGACCAAUUAAAUGUUCUCCACAAGAUGGGAAAUGGAUGGCAAAAAUAACAUGCUUGUGUCUGGCCAAUCAUCACUUGAGUAAAAUUUCAAAUAUUGAAAAUUUGGUGAAUCUAAAGUGGGCGUCAUUUAAUAACAAUGACAUUACAAAGAUUGAGGGUUUAGAAAGCUGUAUGAAGUUGCAAGAGUUGACCCUAUCUGGCAAUUGCAUUUCAAAAAUUGAUGGUAUGAAUCACUUGGUUGAUCUGCAGUUUUUGGAUGUUAGUAACAACAUUAUAUCAUCAUUGGAAGGACUUAACUUUGAAAAGUUACAUAAGCUUUCUUACAUUGCAUUUGACAAUAACAAUGUGAUCUCAUUAAAUGGUUUUCAGAAAUCCAAGUCAUUAGUAGAGAUUUAUGCUGGUAACAACAAAAUAAAGAAACUCAGAGAAAUUUUUUAUUUGAAGAAAAUAUCAUCAUUAUGUAUUCUUGAUUUGCUUGGAAAUCCUAUGUGCAAGGAGUUAAGUUAUUAUAGAUUGUAUGCCAUUUACCACCUUCAUAAUUUAAAAAUGCUUGAUGCUACGUCUAUAGAAUUAUCAGAAGUUGAGGCUUCUAAAGAUACAUUUGGUGGCAGGUUAACUACCGACUAUUUAGUAGAAAAACUUGGUCAUUCAAAUUUUCUAGAAAUUUGUGAACUCGAUAUGCCAAAUUGCAACCUUCGAUCUGUUGAAUUAUCAAGUAAAGACAUCUUCAAUAAUUUAAGAAGUCUGAAUUUGGAGCAAAAUAAUUUGACAUGCUUUGGAGGAAUAUUUCAGAUAGUAAACCUAAAGGUUUUGUGUUUGAAUUACAACUUCAUUGAAUGCAUUAUCCCUAAAUCAUUUGAAAAUGCAACUAAAGAUGAGCAAAACAAACCUAUUUUACAUAAUUUAGAAGUAUUGCACCUUGGGUACAAUGGUAUUAGACAUAUGAGUCUUUUAAAGUUGGGAUGUCUUCCUUCACUAAAAACAUUAUUUCUUCAAGGUAAUGAAAUAUCGAAAGUUGAAGGGCUUGAAAAUCUUUGUGAACUAAGGGAGUUAGUUCUUGACAAAAAUAAACUAAAGUCUUUGCAUGAAACUUCGUUUAUUAACCAAAAGAAAUUAAAAGAGCUUCAUAUAGAGAACAACAUGCUUCAAAAGUUAAACUAUUUAGAACAACUAGUAUGUUUAGAAAGACUGUAUAUUGGGUCAAACAGAAUUCAGGAUACUUUAGAGUUUGAAAAGCUGAUAAAUUUGACAAAGUUAUUUGAAAUAUCACUUAUUGACAAUCCUGUUACAAGGCGGCAUAUGCAUCGUCCCUUUUUAAUAUUUCAUCGACCCAGUUUAUUAUAUAUUGAUGGUAUUAUUAUUACUAAUGAUGAGAGAAUCAGAGCUGAGUUACACUUUAUUGAACAACAGACCAAUCCAUUAGAUCAAUCUACACUUAAUUUAAUUCCAAAAUCUAAAAAGUUGCUUGAGAUUACAAAAUGUGUUAACAAUCUCACUAUUGAUGAUUAUUGGUUUCCUUAUACAUCUGAUUCUAGUGACGUAAGACAAGUCCCAUUGAAAGUUUUAUCACAAAUUCCAAGUAAUCAAAGAACGUCAAAGAAAAACCAAUAGUUUUUUUAAUCAUAAAAUCAACUGUGCUAGAUUUUAUGGCAUCUUGUUUGACAUCAAAUGGAUUCAUAAAGUAAACUUAGAGAUAAUUGUAAAAAAUUUUAAUUUUAUUCGUCUCAAAUGUACGGCUCAAAGAAUUCAAAUCAUCAAAUGUUUAUCUUAGAAGAACAAUACAAACAAUUUUUAAAAGUUUUAAGACGUUAGAUAAUUUACUUAUGUUUCGUCUUUGUAAAAUCUGUGAAUAUUAAAUAAUUAAUAUAUUAAAAUAAUAUAUUA
Messenger RNA from Hydra vulgaris (swiftwater hydra), 4567 nucleotides. RefSeq names its product leucine-rich repeat-containing protein 9. Gene Ontology annotation, molecular function: protein binding. Lineage: Eukaryota; Metazoa; Cnidaria; Hydrozoa; Anthoathecata; Hydridae. The record is from RefSeq and is a predicted model, not a curated record.